GCAUCAUCGGCUUCACUCAUCACGGAACAAACGCAACUUGCAGCCUUGCCUAGGGAAGGGAAGGGAAGGGAAGGGAAGGCAAGCGAAGGCGAGCUCUCUCUCGAGUCUUGACCUCCCGAGCUUCACUUCACUGCGGGCCGCCGUUGCUUCUGCUUCACUUCCACCCACACGCCCGCCCCGCGCCGGCGCCAAGCCAAGCCGCCGUCCCCGGCCCUCUCUUCUCCUCGGUCUCGCCGGGGCGGGGCGCCCAAACCUUGACAGGAAGGCAGAGGGCAGCAGGCCGCUUCCCCUCUUCGCCUCGGAUCUCGCCCCCGAUUUGCUCCGCCCCGCUCCUCCUCCCCACCACGAUUCUCUCCAUCCAGCACAGGCCACUCGAGACUCAGCUGCUGCCCAUCUGGAUCCGACCGCCCCAUUCCGCUCCUGCUCCCGCUGCCUCCCCGACCCGACCGUCGACCGCCCAUUUCGUUCAGGCUCAGGCUCACAGCUGCUGCUAGCCACUAGCAUGGCCGCCGGGGGAGGCCACGCCGACGACAUGCUGGGCUUCAAGGAGGACGACGCCAUGCGCUUCAUCUUCGGCGAGGACAUCAUGGGAAUGGAGGACCACGGCGCCUUCGACAGAUCGCUCUUGGAGCUUCAGGUUUUCAAGGAGGUCUUCUGCGGUGCCGCCGCCACCACCCAUCUGCCCGCCGAGAUGGACCUUGGAUUCGUCCACACCGCCGCCGCCCACCUCAAGCCCACGGAGACCUCGACCUUUCCCUUUCCCUUUCCCUCCCAUGCGCAGCACCAGCCUGCCGCUGCCACUGCUGAUCCACACCAUACAAUGGAUCAUAGUCGUCAGCCAAACAAUGGGCCUCACCACGACCUUCAUCUCCAGGUUCAGGAGCACGCGCACCCUCGUGCGCAGCAAAACGGGACCGACCUGGACGCUGCUGCCUUUCUGCAGGGAUUCAUGGGUUCCUGGCAGCCUGGGGAUAAGUGUGCCACUCAUCCGCUCGGCCUCUCCGAUGACCAACACCAAUUCGGCCUCUCAGAUGACCAAAACCAAUUCAUCGGCUCAGAUGCUGCUCACAGCAUUUUGGAUGUGCACACGCAAGAUGUUGGGGCUGGGAUGUGCAACACACUCGGGCUGGGUUGCAGCAGCAGCACUAGCGCGGUCGAUGACCCCAUGCCUUCCUACAUAGAAGCGCUAGCGGAGAUUUCUGAAUUCCAGAGUUCCACUCUCCUUUCAGAUCCCUUUUUGCAUCAGUGGCUCCAGGAUCAGCAGCAAUUCCCUAGCAAUGCGUGCUUCGCUUAUGAUCAAGGCCAGAUGGAUGACACCACUUAUCCCCUAUGUGCAAGUACAAAGGAUUUCUCUGACAGAGGGGGAGUAGAGCAGCAUCUGUUUUAUAGUGAAGAAGCUCAUAGUACUCCGACAAUACCUCAGCAGUCCCAGUUUUGGUUCAGCCCUGGUCAGUUCACCCAGCUCGAUGGCACCAUUUGCCAGAAUGGCACCCCUGAUGCGAAUAUUAGUUGCCUGGAUGAAAUUGAUGUUCAUGGAAGCGGCAGCGCAGUACACUCUGGCUCGGCAGCUGCUGUUUCCAAGAAGGCACUGGGCAGGGAUAUUCCUGACCAGCUGGAAGCACAUGCACAUCGUCUUUUUAAGGAUUCUGGAUGGACUAUUAAGCCACGUAAAAGGAAUGACAGGGCUAAGAUGGCAUCCUAUUUCACAGCUCCAAACAGGGAAGCGGUUCAUACCUCACUAACCCAGGCUUGGAAGUUUUGUGGCAACAAAUUAUAUGAAGCUUCCCCAGAUUCAGAAAGGGGAAAGUAUCCAAAGGAGUGGUCAGAUGUUGAUGCGUUUUGGAAGGAUCUCACAGAUACAAUGGCCUAUGUUGAUAGGAUGCUUGCGAACCAGCAAAAUGCACUCACGCUUCUGCAGCGCUGGCAGAUUUUGGAUCCUUUUGUAGCUGUUGUGUUCAUCAGUAGGAAAAUCACUGCUCUGCAGCAACAUAAAACUCUGAGAGCUGUCGACAGUUCAACCUUUGUUCUUGAUGGCAGCUCAGAUAUGUCAUUGGAAAGUAAGACCAUGCACAAAGCCAGUGAGCUUUUGGCAAGCCGAAUGAUUCAGCUGACUCCACUGAUCACAGACUCUGAUUGCAGCACACUUGCAACUGAGAGCUACAAUGGGCAUCAGUCUUUACAAAGCUGUCAUGAUGUGGAAGACAGCAACGAUAGGGAUACGAACCCAAAGCUUUCCUGCAACGAGAGUCUGAAUUACAAUGCAACUGACCAGACAAAACAUCACAUUGAUGCAAGUGACCAGACGAAACAUCACAUUGAUGCAAGUGAUGAUGGACGGCAAACUUGUGCUCAACCAAAUGCUCUUAAUAGCUCUGUAAAAAAGUCAAGGAAGAAAUCGAAAAAAACAUUUGAUAUUAGCUCAGCUGGACUGGAUGGGACCAAUGUAGCAACCAUGGACAUGGCUGACCCAGGAAACACCAAUGCCUUUGAGGAACACGGUAUGUGUUCAGGUUUUGGAACACUAAAAGACGAUAUGAAAGCUGAAACAAAAUCAGAAAAGCUAGAUAAAGAUGACCAAGGCAGGAAGUGUGACAUGCUCCUCUCUUCAGUGAGCAAGCAACUUAAGGAUUACAAUACAUUCCCAGAAACUCACUGUACUACAAGGGAGUCACAGUCAGAUGCCACAGCGUUCUGCCAUGAUGACAAGGUCUGGAAAAAGAUACUCCCAUCCCAUGGAGAAUUUUAUGAGGAUUCACAAAGUGAUCCAACAGGAAAUACUGUACCCGUUGAGUUAUCCCAUGAAUCUAGUGCUGAUGUUCUGGGAACUUAUCUAGCAUGUGACUCACAAAUCUGCAAGAGAGGCACUGCCAAAAUGAAACCAAAGGGUUGGUUGAAGUACAUGAAGAAAAGACCUCGUGAGUUGCGGAUCAAUGAUGAGGACCUUUUGAUCACAGCUAUAGUGAAAAACAAGGAUCUUGGCACCUGCCAUAAAUUUGCUUCAGGCUUUUCAGCUGCAAAGAAGUUCAAGAAGCUGAAGAGCCACAAAAAAGGCAACAAGCUAAUUUCCAAAAUCGGGAAAGCUGGCACAAACCUAUUGGGUGGAAAGAGAGUAAGUUUGGCCCGCAAAACUGUAAUCUGCUGGUUGCUUGCGACUGGCUUUCUGACCGUAAAAGAUGUGAUACAGUACCGGGAUCCAAAAAGUAAUGAAGUUAUAAAGGAUGGGCUGGUUACCUGGGAAGGUGUUGUUUGCAAUUGCUGCAAAAAAACCUUAUCUGUGUCUGGUUUUAUGGCUCAUGCUGGUUUUAGUCACCCACAGUCCUCAUUGGGCCUCUUUCUAGAGUCUGGCAAGUCAUACACCUUGUGCCAGGUUGAGGCUUGGUCUGCUGAAUUUAUGAGCAGGAGAAGCAAUGCAUGGGGUAGAAAAGUUGAGGCAAUAGAUGAAAGUGAUGACACCUGUGGUUUCUGUGGAGAUGGUGGUGAAUUACUUUGCUGUGACAAUUGCCCAUCAACAUAUCAUCCAGCUUGCUUGUCUGCUAAGGAGCUUCCAGAAGGUAGUUGGUACUGUCAUAAUUGCACUUGUCAGAUAUGUGGAGGACCAGUUAGUGAAAAGGAGGUUUCGACAUUCUCGGCUAUUUUCAAAUGUUUCCAAUGCGGAGAUGCAUACCAUGACACUUGCAUUGAACAAGAGAAGCUACCUCUUGAGGAUCAAAUAUCUCAGACAUGGUUUUGUGGGAAAUAUUGUAAAGAGAUAUUCAUAGGGUUGCGUAGUCAUGUCGGGACAGAGAAUAUUCUUGACAGUGAGCUUUCAUGGUCCAUAUUGAGAUGCAACAAUGACGGGCAGAAGCUACACUCUGUUCAGAAGAUUGCCUGUCUGGCAGAAUGUAAUAUGAAAUUAGCAGUGGCUCUUACUCUAUUAGAGGAAUGUUUCAUUCGUAUGGUGGAUCCUAGAACUGGUGUGGACAUGAUACCCCAUGUUUUAUACAACAAGGGAUCAAACUUUGCUCGUGUGGAUUAUCAGGGAUUCUAUACUGUAAUCCUGGAGAAAGGUGAUGAAAUUUUAUGUGUGGCUUCUAUCAGAGUACAUGGGACUAAAGCCGCUGAGCUGCCUUUUAUUGCUACUUCUGUAGACUAUCGACGGCAAGGAAUGUGCCGAAUUCUAAUGAACAUCAUUGAAAAGAUGCUCUGUUCAUUUAAUGUUAAGAUGUUGGUCCUUUCUGCCAUCCCAGAGUUGGUUAGCACAUGGGUGUCAGGAUUUGGCUUCAAACCUAUCGAAGAUGCUGAAAGGAAACAACUUCAUAAUGUAAACUUGAUGUUGUUUCCUGGAACAUCGUUACUAACUAAGAGAUUGGAUGGAUUUAUUAUGGCCACAAAACCAGGUGAGGCAAAGGAUAUACAUGAAGUUUUUGGAGUACCAAAUGGUAAGUUUAUGCCUAAUGGGAAAGCAAGUGAGCACUUCGAACUCCAUGACCUUGACUUGUCCGGGACAGAGUUUAAAGCUGAGGUUUCCAUGAGUGGUCCAUUCAGAACACUGAAACAUGAAUGUGGUUCAGCAGCAUGGUUUCAGUCUACUAAGUUAGCUCUUGGGGAAGUGUGAUAUUCUUACACACAAAAUAUCUGGGCUCAUGCCCUCCAUCAACACUAGCUUGUGUUGGCCAAUUUCGUCUUCCCACCUCAUGGUUCAACUUGAUUUAUAGCAGCAAAAUCAUUCAAACACUUGCUGCUGUAUGCAUUCAUCUUUUUCAAGUAAGUUCUCACGAGGCUGCUGGGAAAUAGAUUGGAUGAGGCAGGCAUCCAAGAAUAUGGAUUGAGCAAAGUUGAAGAAACCACAGAUUGAUCUAUUCUAUUCUGCAUGGAGAAAAUUUGAAGUUAUGGAGGCCAUGCUAAAAACUUUCUCUCUCCUGGGUGAAGUGCUCUCUUGAGAUAGGGUGAUCGAGUGUGACAUUUCUUGCACGUUGAACAUAGAGGAUGUAUUUGUAUACCAUGGAGCUUAAUGUACAAAGUGUAACGCAUUCGGCCUUUUUCAAAGUAAGUCAUGACAGGAAGUAAUCUAAGUUGUUUAGUAUACAUCAAAAGGGUACUGCAGGAACAUGGUAGACCUUUUGAUCUGAAUCUGAGGGAUAUGGAUCCAUGUAGCCAGCCAUCCAAACGGUUCGGGGGCAUGGAAAAGAGGAGAGGGUAUAUGAGGGCCAAACUUGCAGAUUGGACUCUUGUCACAGUAUAUAGUUAACUAGAGAGAAAGAAAAAGCUGAUGCUACUCCUGAAUGCAGGCGCUGAUGGAAUGAUAUGGUAUAUUUAAGUUGAGGCCACAGCAAGUCCAAAUGGUAUUGCAACUGUAGGCAGGCUGAUGGUCAUGGGUGCUAAGGUGAUAAAUUGGUGUUGUAAUCCUUGCAGCUACGAAACGAUUGUUCAGAAUGAAGUUGAAGCUUUUGACGAAUCCCC
Sorghum bicolor (sorghum) is the source of this 5439-nucleotide messenger RNA. RefSeq names its product increased DNA methylation 1. The coding region runs from base 503 to 4594 and encodes 1363 amino acids. The record is from RefSeq and is a predicted model, not a curated record. Lineage: Eukaryota; Viridiplantae; Streptophyta; Magnoliopsida; Poales; Poaceae. Gene Ontology annotation, molecular function: acyltransferase activity, transferring groups other than amino-acyl groups. The transcript is spliced from 12 exons.